Plasmodium cynomolgi strain B is the source of this 1515-nucleotide messenger RNA. RefSeq names its product mRNA capping enzyme. Bases 1 to 1515 code for a protein of 504 amino acids. Gene Ontology annotation, biological process: 7-methylguanosine mRNA capping. Gene Ontology annotation, molecular function: mRNA guanylyltransferase activity; ATP binding. NCBI's taxonomy places the organism in Eukaryota, Apicomplexa, Aconoidasida, Haemosporida, Plasmodiidae. The record is from RefSeq and is a predicted model, not a curated record. The transcript has 2 exons.
AUGAUCAGAGAUAUUUACCACCCGGGGGAAAAAAUAGAAAAUGAUUAUCUAAAGGAGAAAAUUCGAUCGAAAAUAAACGACAUGCUAAAAUGGAAGCGCAAGGGGUUCCCAGGAAGCAAUCCAGUAUCUCUAACAAAACACAACAUCAGGAAUUUAUUUAGCAAAGAUUAUUUAAUAUGUGAAAAGACCGAUGGAGUGAGGUACUUUUUAUUUAUUGCUUCAAACACGACUUUCCUAAUUGAUAGGAAUUAUGAUAUCUUCAAAAAUGAUAUGCACAUCCCUACACAGGACGAUUUGCAUGCCAAGCAGCAAUUGACAUUACUCGAUGGAGAAUUGGUCCAGGACACAAUUUUUAACAAAAAAAAAGGAGUCGAAGAAAAUAAAAUUAUGUAUUUGAUAUAUGACGGACUCUUUAUCCAUAGGAAGGACAUAACAGCUUUGAACUACUUGGAGAGACUCACCAAUGUUUACAACUCCGUCAUUGUUCCGUUGAAGAAGUACAGGAGAUACACCCAGCAGAGGAAGCGGAGAAACGGGCCCACCCCUCCCCCGCGCUCUGCUUUCGAAUCGGAUGACGCGAAUGUGAACAAUUGGCAAAGUGUAAAUGGCAGCAAGAGUGGCGGCAAAAAUGUCAGCGCAAAUGGCAGCGCAAAUGUGAGCCUAAUUAGCAGUGAUAAACAGAGCCUAAGAAGAAGGGUGGACCAAAUGGGCGAUAAGGACACGUCUACCGAUCAGUGGAGCGAACUUAACGGGUUAGAUGACCAAUCGAUGCAUAACAAGGAGGCGUACACAAACGCGCAACAUUAUGGGACACCUACCGAUGGGGGAGAUAUCUGUGAUGAUGACGAAUCAGAUGAGACAACCCCCUCCGAUGAGGGUAGCCACCCCGAGGAAGGCAGCCACCCCGAUGAAGGUAACCCUUCCGAGGAAGAAAAUCUCCCAUUCGAAAUUUACUUAAAGGAUUUCUACCCCAUCUCCCAAAUCAAAGAACUUAUUCAAACCAUUAAGAAAUUACCCCAUCCGUCUGAUGGGAUUAUAUUUACCCCACUGAAUUAUCCCUAUAGAACUGGGAACUUCUUCGAGUUGCUAAAAUGGAAACCACUUAAUUUAAACACUGUGGACUUUGGAAUUGAGACCAUUUAUGAUCAACAUAAUUUUCCUGAAAAGUUUGAGCUUUUCAUUUCCAUCAGGGGAGUGAGGACUUCAUAUCGGACAUACCUUGCAGAGUAUGGGGAUGUGUACAAGGAACUCCUAACCCUAGCGUUAAACAAUAAAAUUUCUCAUUAUAUUAUCGAAUGCUACUACGUUGCGAGGAAUAUUUUUUCCAUUUUUAAAAAUGAAAAUGGGAUGGAGGAGAAAAUCGAAGGGGGAUGGAUUGCUCAGAAAAUUCGGUUCGAUAAAAACAUCCCUAACGAUAUCUCCACGCUGAAUAAGGUUAUACAGAGCAUCCUGGAUAACAUUACCAUUGACUCGCUCAUCAAGGAAAUUUCGCGCAACCGCCCGGGCAAGCGCUGA